GUCAGUGCUGGAGCUCAACUCUGCACAGAAGCGGAUUAACUGGCUGCCGAAGGGGGAUUUCUUGACCAGUUACAGAACUUUGGGGGCUUAUAUUUUGGAGGCAGAUGCCACACGCAUUAGCUUCCCUUAUCCAACAGGAUGGAGGCAACACCUCCUUCUGAACCCGGGAGGACCGUUUGUGGCUGGUCCUCCUCCUCUGGAGGAUGACAGGGAGUGGAUCGUAGUGGAGGGCUGCUCCCUCUCUGGCUACAUCAGCUCCUCCGUCACAAGCACUGAGUGACCAACAGACUCGUACUGCUCCUCCGUCCAAGUGAUGGCAUCGUGUCCAAGUGUUGGCUGACGGAGGAGCUCCCCGUUUGGAUCUAAGCUGUUUGUUUUUCCUGUGGAGCGUUAAUCAAACUGCGGCGCACCAAGGAUUUGUCGCUGCUGUUGAAGUUCAGCGUAUCGCGGAGAGAGAGAGAUGGUCGCUGUUUGAACCCGCUGCGCACCAGGAUGGAGCCUAUUAAGAGAGACAUGGAGCUGCUUAGCAACAGCAUGGCGACCUACGCUCACAUCAAAGCCAACCCAGAGACCUUCGCCCUCUACUUCGUGAUGGGCGUCUGUCUCGGCCUGCUCAUGGCGCUGUGCCUCCUGGUGGCCGGCAUCGCCUGCAGGACUCGGCGCCACGGCAGACCGCCCCCGCUCCCCGGGAGGAGACAGCUGAGGGAGUCCAGCAGGGGAGAGGAGGAGGAGGAGGAGGAGGAGGGCAUGGCGGAGGACGAUGGGGAGGAGACGGAGAUCCCUAAAGUGACAAUGGAGCUCAUGAGCGAUCGCAGCAGCCAGUCCCACGGGACUCUGAGGAGCGCGAACGUGUUCGCGUCCGCCGAGGAGCUGGAGAAGGCGCGGCGUUUGGAGGAGAGGGAACGAAUCGUCAGGGAGAUCUGGAGGAACGGACAGCCGGACAUUCUGGUCACGGGGACGGGGACUAUUGGACGAGUGCAUUACCACUAACAGACACGGUGCCGUAAAGAUGCACCUCACCGACUGCAAGUCGCAGGACGUGCGUAGUAUUCGAUUGACAUUUUGAUUGGUGUGGCAACUCAAAAUGUCCAAUAUUAAAGUAAAGGAUUAAGCAAGAAUUAUUGAGGUGGUGUGGAGAGAUUACACGCCUUGGACCCCCCAGUCACAGCUGGUAGAUGAGGCCCGGGAAAGGGAAGUUUGGGCUCCCCUGCUGGCGUGUGACCCCGGAUAAGUGGUUUAAGAUGACAGACUCCCUCCCUGUUUUUAUGCCUUUAUCAUUUUUGGACAAUUUUCAAAUAAAUAAAACAUCAUGAUAUGCAAUAUAUUCACAAUGCUUACAAAUUUAUUACAUUUUUUCAAACUCUGCUUUAAGUUAAAUGUUGUUUAAUGUUAAUUGAUCAAGAAAAUAACAUUUUUUCCUGAUUUAAAGCACUAUCAAUCUUUUGAGGACCGGGGUAUAAUACAUUGAUAUAACAAGUGUUUGUAUGUAUACUAUGUAUACUAGUUAUAGUAUACAUUUUUUCUGCAUUUGUUUAUAUUGUAGUUCUUAAUUUUACUCAUGAAUUCAAUAUUCAACAUUCUUUGUUUCCGUAGCUUUUUUUUUACACUAUAUUCACCUAAUUGUGUGCAGUAAUGAAUUGGCUUAUGUGAAUUUAACCGUUUUUCUGCUAUGUAAAAAAUAAAAAGUUUUUCCUUUU
Messenger RNA from Pungitius pungitius (ninespine stickleback), 1697 nucleotides. It is a transcript of the gene eva1bb, whose product is annotated as eva-1 homolog Bb (C. elegans). Bases 493 to 990 code for a protein of 165 amino acids. The record is from RefSeq and is a predicted model, not a curated record. Lineage: Eukaryota; Metazoa; Chordata; Actinopteri; Perciformes; Gasterosteidae. The transcript is spliced from 3 exons.